ACCCCUAUCUGUCACACACGGUGUGUCUCUAGGAGGAGAGAAUCGGAGGGCAGGGAUGAGGAUGAUGAUGAUAAUGAAUAUGCUGUCAUCGGCGUACUUCAGAGACUUGUCAGUGAUGCAUGGAUGAAAUGAUGCAACGUCGGAAAGAAACAUUUUAAAUCGUUAUUAUUGUGUUGGCUAUUUCCACUAUCUAUUCUAAAUGGCGACCGAUUGCACAGAACAAGCCGUCCUGGAGUUCCUAAUGGAGAAAGGAGGGGUGGUCAAACAUAUGGACCUGCUUGAUCAUUUUGAAUCAGUGUGGAAAAGUGAUUCGUCAAAGAAAACACUGUUCAAUGAACGGUUGAACCGUCACGUUGACAGCGUUGCUUUCAUAAAACUGGAGGAUGGAGUGAAAUUCGUGUGUUUGAAGGAAAACAGCACAAGCUCUGUGAUGCGCACAGACCCUGGCAACGAUGGAGAGUGUAACGGCAAUGGGGUGUGUGGUAGGGACAGCCCACUAUCUGAAUCUGGAGAACGGGGUGGGAGCAACAAUGUCAGCCGAGAUGGGAACAGAAAUUCUAGUGAUAAAUGUGAUUCACCUGAAAAAGACUCAAAUGCACCCGACGUCCUAUCUUGGCUUGAUAAUGACAUGGAAUCGAACGGUAAUCUUCAUCAUCCAUGCUGCCUAGAGGAAGGUAAAGUUAGUGAUGUUACUUCAGGUGGAGUCAGAGAGGUGAAGCUUAGAGAAGUUAGUGAUGAUUCCUUCUCAGGUGGAGAGGUGAGGCUAAGAGACAGGAGGAGGAGAGAGUCAGCUCCAGCACUGGGGACAGACUCAGGUGUGUUGGCUGGCCAGGUGCAGGUGAGGGGAAGUAGGAGGACCUCCCGGGGCUCCCAGAGGGCUCUGCUGACCAGCGCUCUGUCAGAAGAUGGCGGGUGGGAGGGACUGGACGGAGACUGGAACAACCCCAAGAGCAGCCGCAGGAACUUCAUAGAGCUGAUGAUGAGCAGCUCCCCACAGGUACGUCGGUCUCUGAUCAACCGCGGCUCUCGUCUCAGAGACUCUGUCAGGAGCGACAGUGACUCCACCUCUCUGCUGUCGUCUGCAGACGGGGACUGUGUCUCAGUGGCCCUGGACCCCCUGGAGCACGAAUGGAUGCUGUGUGCCUCGGACGGCCAGUGGGACAGUCUAUAUCCGCUGCUAAUCCUGGACACCAGCCUGCUGACCAAGAGGGACUUUGUGACGGGCUUCUCCUGCCUCCACUGGGCUGCCAAGCAGGGCAACGAGGAGCUGUUGACACAGCUACUGGAGCACGCCAAGCAGAACAAUGUUCCUGUGGAUGUUAAUGUACGCUCUAGUGCUGGGUACACUCCCCUUCACCUGGCCGCUAUGCAUGGACACACACAGGUUGUACGUGUGCUGGUAGACCAGUGGUCUGUAGACUCAGAGGCCAGAGACUACAGUGGGAGGAGAGCUGUCCAGUACCUCCCCCCUGGAGUCUCCACUACUGCAGCCCUGGAGCCAGGGAGCGGGACCAGCCCUAUAGGAGGAGGAGAAUCAGACACAGAAAACACAGACAGCGGGGCACAAGGGGGGCGGUGGAGAUUACCCAGAGUUCUCCAGUCCAACCUGAACCAACUGAGGCUGCUGAACGGAUCGGGAGAGGGGGGAGGGAGGGGGAGGGGGGUCAGGAAGGAGCAAGGCUGUUCAGAGGAAGUCGUCUCUGAGUCGGAUCAACGCACGGCUCCACCGAGGACGCCACAAGACCCAGAUCAUCCACAGCACCUCCUUCAGAGGGACGGGGGAGGGAGUGGAGGAGGGGGAUACGGGGGAGACCAGCCCAACCAGCCCCCUCAAAGGCAGACCAAUGUCCAAUCUGUUUGGAUAAGUCACUGCACUGUUAGAAUCGCACGUACAGUAACAGUUCAAAGGCGGCCCUAAUAUGGCCAGCCUACUGAUUCUGAUACCAUUAUGACAUGGGAGCUAGUACUAAGGGCCCAGUUUCCCACCAAACACAGAUUACAUUUAGUCCUGGACUAAAAAACAUGGAGAUUCCCUUUUGAGCAUGCUUUUCCGUCCAGGAGUAGGCUUAACCUGGGUCUGGGAACUGUAGGCCUACGUUAAACUUUAGAUUUGGCACUGUUUACUAGUCACUGGGAAAUUAAUCACAGUUAACCCAGAACUAAAAUAUUGCAUAAUUUGGUCAGAUGCUCGUACCAUUUAUGUUUACGUAGUCUGUCCACGAGAGAUUACAGGGAAAUAGAUCUGGGAUCAUUUUGCUGUAAGAAAAAUGUUCACUCACUAGAUCUGAAUCCUGUGGGGAUUUAAGGUGCUGCUUACAGUAAUUACCUCUACAUAAUUAUUUAAUAUAUUUAACAUAAUUAUUUAACUUCUAAUAUUGUUAUAAAGACAAGUCAAACUAACCACUGAACUCCUUCAACACGAAUCUCGAUGUAACUGCACUUGUCACUUUGAAGGUAUAACUACAAUGAAAUAGGUGAGUCUAUAACCUACUUAUGAUCUUAGAUGUUCUCCAAUGGGUUGUGUAGAUGUUUUACCUGCAGUAAAGUUACAUUCGCUAGACUGUGUUUAGACCUGAAAUGGUCAGGAAUAGAAAAAGAAAGGGUCAGAACUCCUAGAAUUGAGAUGGGAAAAAGAGUUCCCAUGUAAAAAAUUAAAUAAAAAGUAAUCACUUGGUUUUCUUUACUUUGUUUAUGAAUUUACCAUAGAAUAAAUACAUGUUUUCAUUCUGUGGAACAAAUGUCCCUUAAUAUGUUUACCUAUAUUUGCUCACAAUAAAUGACUGUUAAUAUUUCAAAUGUUUUUGGACACACCCUCAAAUUCUCCAGCAUGAUCAUCAUAGUGUUGGGCUGAAGCUCCUCACUCAUAUGUUGCAGUUUAGAUGUCGUCAUUUCCCUUGCAUACUAUAGAUAAAUACUACAUAUUGUACAGACCAGCCUGUUGCUAGACUCUAGCAGUCUGACUGCUGGGCACCUGAUGUCACUUUUCCUAAUGUUGGAUGAAUGCAAAGAUGCUGUGCACUGCCUGUCUGUCUGUCUGUGUCUGUCUGUGUUUUCUCUCUCUCUCUCUCUCUCUCUCUCUCU
Coregonus clupeaformis (lake whitefish) is the source of this 3081-nucleotide messenger RNA. RefSeq names its product ankyrin repeat domain-containing protein SOWAHC-like. NCBI's taxonomy places the organism in Eukaryota, Metazoa, Chordata, Actinopteri, Salmoniformes, Salmonidae. Gene Ontology annotation, molecular function: protein binding. The record is from RefSeq and is a predicted model, not a curated record. The transcript is spliced from 3 exons. Bases 200 to 1918 code for a protein of 572 amino acids.